CUUCAGGUGGGCGGUCCCACAGGACCCAGGCCUGUCAGUCCGCUAGCUCUGCAGAGGAAGAUGGCGCCUCGAAGAGAGAGGCUCUCUACGCUGCCCCGGCUCCAGCUGCUAGUGCUGUUGUUGCUCCCGCUGCUGCUUGUGCCCCGGCCCAUAGCAGGCCAUGGCGGCAAGUACUCGCGGGAGAAGAACGAGCCCGAGAUGGCCGCCAAGCGCGAAUCCGGGGAGGAGUUCCGCAUGGAGAAGCUGAACCAGCUAUGGGAGAAGGCCAAGCGGCUUCACCUGUCUCCCGUGAAGCUGGCCGAGCUGCAUUCUGACCUGAAGAUACAAGAGAGGGAUGAACUCAACUGGAAGAAGCUGAAGGUGGAAGGCUUGGAUGAGGAUGGGGAGAAAGAAGCGAAACUGGUCCAUAACCUCAAUGUCAUCCUGGCCAGGUACGGACUGGAUGGGAGGAAGGAUACCCAGAUGGUACACAGCAACGCACUCAAUGAAGACACCCAGGACGAGCUGGGGGACCCCAGGCUGGAAAAGCUGUGGCACAAGGCAAAGACAUCAGGGAAGUUCUCCAGUGAAGAACUGGACAAGCUGUGGAGAGAAUUUCUGCACUACAAAGAGAAGAUCCACGAGUACAAUGUGCUGCUAGACACACUGAGCAGAGCUGAAGAAGGUUAUGAGAACCUUCUCAGUCCCUCGGAUAUGACCCACAUCAAGAGCGACACCCUGAGCAGCAAGCACAGUGAGCUGAAGGACAGACUGCGUAGUAUCAACCAGGGCCUAGACCGUCUGAGGAAGGUCAGCCACCAGGGCUAUGGCUCCACCACUGAGUUUGAAGAGCCUCGAGUGAUAGAUCUGUGGGACCUGGCUCAGUCUGCCAACUUCACCGAGAAGGAACUGGAGUCGUUCAGGGAGGAGCUCAAGCACUUCGAAGCCAAAAUUGAAAAGCACAACCACUACCAGAAGCAACUGGAGAUUUCCCACCAGAAGCUGAAGCAUGUGGAGAGCAUCGGUGACCCCGAGCACAUCAGUCGCAACAAGGAGAAGUACGUGCUGCUGGAGGAGAAGACCAAGGAGCUGGGCUACAAGGUGAAGAAGCAUCUGCAGGACCUGUCCAGCAGGGUCUCAAGGGCUCGGCACAAUGAGCUCUGAGGACCAGAAACCUCCAGCAGUGUACAGAGAGAGCUCUUGAAGACACCGGGAGCUGUCAGCAUGUCAUCGGCUUGCGUAGACCUGUGGUGACUGGUGUGGCUGAUCACAGUGGCAAGGAGGUCCCCUUGAAAUAUCAAGCUGAUCCUGCAGUGGCUGGCAAGGACUUCUUUUCUCUCAAGCAAGUGUAGCUGUCACCGCCCUGGUUGAGGGCCUUGGGUACAGCUACCAGUGAGAUAUGACUGGCCUCCGUGCCGCAGCAAAACAGUUUACAUUGAAAUCACAGAAAUCUGCCUGCCACUGGAAAUGUUCUGUACAGAGUCCUUAAAUACAUGGCAGGGUUUUGAGCCAUCGAGUCCUUGCCUGGUAUCUUGAGGGAUGGGUCCAUUGAGCCAUGGCAAAGUUACAGAUGGAAGGGGGAAGGGGAAGAUUAGUCUACCCGCUGGAAGCAUUCCCUUCCCCACCUCACUUCCCCUUCCCCCCUCUCACUCCCUGAGGGCCUGACCCCAGACAGUUUUGUUGUUGUUGUUUUUUGUUUGUUUGUUUUUUCGAGACAGGGUUUCUCCGUAUAGCUCUGGCUGCCCUAGAACUCACUCUGUAGACCAGGCUAGCCUCGAACUCAGAAAUCCGCCUGCCUCUACCUCCCAAGUGCUGGGAUUAAAGGUGUACGCCACCACUGCCCAGCCGAUCCCAGACAGUUUUAAAUCAAGAGAUUUCAGGACAAAGAUGGCAGAGGUGAAAGCCUGCAGGUCUUAUAGGUGGAACGUUUUCUGCCUCCCAGAAGACCCUGAUCAGCUUCCAUCAGAUUCAGUAUCUGAUGCCUCACACAGACUAGCCAAAAGUUCGGCCAACCCCAGAAGCUGAUACUGAAAGAUCAGGCCAUUGAGUUGGUUAGCUGCUGAAUCUCAGAUCAAAAGUUGAAAUCUGCCUAUCAGGAGGAUGCAGUUAACCAAGUUUAAGAAUAUCAAAGCUGGAAAGAGGUUCAGUGAAUAAAAUGCUCAUCCAGCAAGCUUGAGGUCCACAGUUCAGAUCUGCAGAGCCUUGGUGUGUUUACUUGCCUGUAGUGCCAGCACUUGAGAGGUGGAGAAAGGACAGCCAGGGCAAGCUGGCUAGCUAUCCCAGUCAAAGAAGCAAAGGUGGAGCAUGGUAGGUGAAGGCACUCUCCUUUUGAUGUGUGCACACUUACAUGUAUACCUAUACACAAGUGAUCACUCAUAGAUACUCCUGUAUGGGCGAAACCUCCAGGGCAUCAUGCAAGAAGCCUUUGAGUUAAGGACAGUACCCGCAAGGAACGGCAGGCAGUGUGGCUCCCUCACCCACGCUGUGUCUGCCACCAUCCAGGCCAGCUGGGAUGUGUCCCUCCCAGCACCAGUAAAUAUCUUCCCAGAGCCCUUAGCAGUGUCUGAGGCCCAGAGAAGUUCUUGUUGCUAGGGUCUCAGCUCUUCCUUUCACAUACUUGGGAACCCACCAAGGCCUCCCGUACCACACAGCCCAGCGGACUGGGACGACGCUGGGCCCCAGACACCAGGCUCAGAGUCAACUGCAGGGGGAAUGCCUGGCUAUCAGAUGCACCUUCACGAAUGUUUGUCUGCAUCCCUAGAGCCAGGGGCUGUGACUGCAUUCUAGGGCUUAGAAAUGGGCACGUGGAAGUAAAAUGUAUUUGUAGCAGUACACAGCCCAGCGAACCAUCUCAGCAAGUGAUGUAGAGCCCACAGCUAAGUUAGGGAGAAAGUGUGACCUAUGUGGGGGCUACCUGCUUCUGGAGCUGACCUCUAGUCAGGAGGCCACUUCUGACUAAGCUCUCAGAGGCCAGACCCUACAAAGCUCCCUGGGAGAAGUUGAGGUUCUGGCUAGCGGUGCUCUGCCACCUAGAAAAGGUGACUGAAAGCCCCCAGGCUGGCAGGUCAUCAGUCACCAUAUGGCGAAGAAAAACAGGUUCAUGCAAGUUGUCCUCUGACCAUGCGUGCUAUGGCACAUGAGUUCACACAAUGAAUAAAAUGUCUUUUAAAGCA
This is a messenger RNA of Mastomys coucha (southern multimammate mouse), 3152 nucleotides long. RefSeq names its product LDL receptor related protein associated protein 1 (gene Lrpap1). Gene Ontology annotation, molecular function: very-low-density lipoprotein particle receptor binding; receptor antagonist activity; low-density lipoprotein particle receptor binding. Bases 61 to 1143 code for a protein of 360 amino acids. Gene Ontology annotation, biological process: negative regulation of very-low-density lipoprotein particle clearance; negative regulation of receptor internalization. Lineage: Eukaryota; Metazoa; Chordata; Mammalia; Rodentia; Muridae. The record is from RefSeq and is a predicted model, not a curated record. The transcript is spliced from 8 exons. Gene Ontology annotation, cellular component: plasma membrane; cis-Golgi network; endoplasmic reticulum.